Molecule: messenger RNA, 2968 nt
Organism: Danaus plexippus (monarch butterfly)
Lineage: Eukaryota; Metazoa; Arthropoda; Insecta; Lepidoptera; Nymphalidae
Product: transmembrane protein adipocyte-associated 1 homolog
Exons: 6
Coding region: 276-1397 (373 amino acids)
Biological process (GO): G protein-coupled receptor signaling pathway
Cellular component (GO): plasma membrane
Molecular function (GO): G protein-coupled receptor activity
Source: RefSeq, a predicted model, not a curated record
UUAUAGUCUAUGCUUAUCAAUGAAAGUAAGUAAACCAUCGAAGUUGGACGCAAGACAUUAUCGUAUAUUAUUUUAUUUUGUGUCGUAAUUUACAAAUCGGAUUAGAAAGUGAGAACAUCUAAAAGUUCAAAGGAAAACUCUUUUUAUAAUGCGUGAGCAAAGCUGACGUUAUGUGGCAACUAAUUAAAUUACAGUAGUUAAGUUAUAUUUUUCUAUUAAGAAUUCUAAAAUUUCGUUACACUAAAUGGCUGAGAAAUAAAACAAAAAAAAUAAUAAUGGAUGGAAAUAAUGCCUCAGAUUUACCUCCUGUAAAAGAGGAGGCAUUCUGUAAAUAUGUUUUAUACUAUGGAUUGAACAAUUCAAGAGUUCGAAUUUGGGAUUUGAUAAUACUGAUACCUAACGCUCUGUUCGUGCUAUUUUUAGUCGUAAGAUUUAACAAAGCUCAGUUAAAGUUACGUGCUACCAGUAGCCCAAUAUUCCUGACAUUUUAUUCAUUGGUUUGGGGCAAUGUGAUUGUCAGUGUGAUAAGAUGUGCUGUAUCAAUGACAGUGAAUGCUGCUAUGCCGGUUGGAGGUCUAAUAGACAAGAUACUUUGGGUAAUAGUAAGAUUCUUCUUACUUGCAACGGAAAUGAGUGUUGUCAUAUUUGGUUUGGCUUUUGGUCACAUGGACAGCAGAAGCAGUAUUAGAUAUGUUUUGCUGGCAACAUCCUUAAUAUCCCUCGCAUUCACUGUAACACAAGGCACUCUUGAGAUAAUCAUGCCCAAUGACAUGUUCCACAUUGAUAUUGGAGAUUACGACCUUUUUGGACAUGGUGGAAUGUUAUUUUGGUUUACAUCAUCAUUGGUGUUUGCAGUUAUAUAUUUUAUAAUAUUAUUAUUACCCUGGAUACCAUUGAGGGAAUAUUUAGCACUACCAACUAAAUUGUCAUUCUAUUUGUACGUGUUGUUGCUCGCGUUACUGGACACAACACAAGCGAUCGGAGCCGGUCUCCUAACGUGGGGUGAUGUACCGUCUGCUCUAUGCGUCGUGGAUGUCACAACUUGGCUUUAUUUCUCAUUAUACACGCCGCUUGUGUAUCACACUUUUUUGAGUGAAUUUUUCAGUGUGUCCCAGCCGAGUAUAAUGUUCUCGUACAAGGCGCAGAUGGACGAGCCUUUAGACGACGAUCAGGUGUCGUUGCCUCACCAACAGAGCUUCAGUUCUCUCAAGACAGACUCAGAUUAUAUAUAUCAACAGAGUAACAGCGUAUACGAUAGUACACUGUUCGAAGCUGGUGGGACGACUCCUAUGAAUCCCGUGUACAGUGCCUCGCUACAAAGCCCGGAUUCCAUAGCAUCCGGGCAAUCCAUAGACAUUGGUGUCGCCUUCCAAAACCAAAACAUGCUCUCAACAUAACAAAUACAGAUUAAAAAUAUGUUACAACUUCACUCAUCCAAAGAAAUACAUAUAAGAUAGUGUUUAACAUAUAUUUUUAAAAUGCUUUUAUUUUUUAAACGUGUAAAUUCUUUGCAAGAAUCUCUUUAUUUUUACCAUUAGUCUGUGACUAUCAGGAUCUGCUUUAAAAGAUAGUUGUAUGUAAUCGUUCCAUCCACGUUUUCAUACUAGGCUAAGGCUGAUACUAUACUAAUGAAUUUGAAACAUGCUCCACGAAGACGAGCGAAGAUUUUAACUAUCAAUGGAAUAACUUCAUUUUUUAAAUAAUACAUUGCUAGUACGGAAUAAUUUGACGUUUUUAAAAUGAAGUGUUCCAGUUGGCUGUAUUUUCGCUAGUUUGCGGUGCCUCGCACAGUUCUGGAAACGCCUUAUAGUUUUUAAGUUAUCAGGUACUAUGUUACUUUGAUAAUCUUCGAAUUACAUAACAUAAAAAAUGAAUGCACAUGAUGAUUUUCUGUCCAUUUAAGCCUUAAAUCAAAGUUUGUACUUAGAAUUGAACUCUAAAUAAAAAUCAACCUAGCAAUGAACCGUUUUCAAUUAUAAACUUAGUGAUUAGCGUGAAAUAACUAAGAUUUUUUCAAUUAGUGUAGUAGAGGACGACUGCAUAUUAGUGAUGAUUCAUUUAGAUUACAAUUUCAUAGUUUUCUAGAUUGUCUUUAUUGUGAUGUAUUUAAGAAUUAUUUUAAAACACCAACCUCCAGAAGUAUCUUGGAAAUACUUUAAAAACUUCUUUCCAGCUUUAUAAAAAACAGACGUGAAACAAUUAAGCUAAUGUUUCAUUAUAUUAAAGUGAAUAACAUAAAUUUUUUAAUUAUACAAUUGUAACUAUGUGAUUACGUUGAUAACAUUCAAAUAUGUCUCCAAUAUUCAUGUAAAGUUAACAGUAUUCGUAUAUUUGUUUAGUAUUAAUAACACAAGCAUAUAAUUUAGCAUACACUCACCAGAUGCCGUAUGAAAAUUAUAACUUAAUGCACUAUUUUAUAUUGACAUGACUUUAUUAUUAUUAUUGUUUUUUUUUUUAUUUAUCGUUCUGUGAUCAUUUACCUACUUAUUUUUUGUUGUUAUUUUUAAUUGUUUAAAAGUGAUAGUGGGAUUAAGUAACAAAUCUUGUGAACAGCAAAGCUGGUUUUGUGAAUUAUUUCAAUUUGUUCUUUAUAUAGCAAUAAAUUAUCAUUAUCUUGGAAGAUUGCAAUAAAUGUGUCUUAACAUUGUAUAAUUUAAUGUACCGUUAUGGACUUAAUUACCUCCGCUGGGUCAACAGGCUAGUCUUAAUUAUUUUUUUUUAUCAAAUGAUUUAUCUAGCUGUACUAUCCCAGACUUCAAAUUAACAUUGGAUAUAAUCGAGAUUGUCAAUUGAUUUGUAAAUUAAAAAUUAAUGGCGACAGUCAAUUUUCCUUUAUGAAUUGUGAUAAACCCACAUGUGUUAUGUAAUCAUGUAAAAUUUAUUAUUUUAAGUGAUAUUUUGGUUGGUGGCAUAUAUUUUUGUUAUUUUCUAUGUUAGGAAUUCUAAUAAAGUAAUGAUUUUAUUUCAA